AUGGGUGACGCCGAGGCGGCGACGGCCGAUGCCGCGGCCGAUGAGGUCGCUGACGCGCGUCACGUGCACGAGAUGGACACGUCGGAGUCCGAGGAGGACGCGUGCUCGUGGCGCGCGCUCCAGGAGUGCCUCGCGUCCGUCGGCGAUCCCCCCGCGCGCGCCACGAGAUCCGCAUCAUCCGACGGGCCCGCUCAGAAGCCGCUUCCGUUCGUCGACGCGGACGCGGUGCCGGCGAGUUGGGGCCUGCACGUCUCCGGCGCGGUGCACGGCGGGUGGGUCAAGCAGACCUCACCCGCGUGCGCCGCGGCGGUCGUCGCGGGGGCGUGGAACGCGUUGGCGUGCGGCGGCGAUAGGCACGCGCGGGGGGCGUUACGCCAGGAGCACGUCGUGGCGCACCUAACGGACGUCCUGCGCGAGGCCAUCGCGUCGAAGCGCGCCAGGUUCGAGCGGAUGCUCGGCGCGCCAUGCGGCGACUUCAUCGAGGCUUUGAUGGCGGCCAUCGCGGCGGAUCCCUCGGGGAAAACUCUCGGUGGGAAGAGCAAGGCGGAGCCCGGGAUGAGCCGGCGGGAGGUGAUGCGAAUCGCGUUGACGCUCGUGGAGUCGCGGGGAGAACCCGAGCUGCGGGAUCGCGAAUCGCGAGCGGCGGCGGCGGCGGCGUCUGCGCCCGCGGAGGACGCGACCGAUCGAACCGGAAGGAGGAGCGCGGAGGAGACGUACGUCGUAUCGCGCGGUGAGUCACCGGCGGACCCGACGAUUCAUGCGACGAUGCAGACGAAUGAAUCCUCGUUGGACGACGUCGACACAACGGGCGAGUCGCGACCAGCGCCGAUGUCGUCCUUCGGCGCCCUCGCGGCGCUCGCGAGGGAAGACGCGGCGAGACGAGCGGCGUCGUUCGACGACGACGACGACGGAGCGUCGGACGAUUCAUCCAUCGACGACUCGGAACCCGACUCGGAGAACGAACCCGACUCGUCAAACGACGAAAACGACGAACACGGUUUGGGCUCCGUCUCGAACGCGUCCGCCGUCGGAGACGAACCGUCGGAGGAGGAUCUCGUCGCCGCGCUCGCCGCGGGAAUCCCGGGGUUCGGCGGCGGCGUGGAAAAGAUGAAGAAAAAGUCGGUAAACUCGAAGAAGAAGAAGAAGACGAAGAAGAAGGCGGCGCCCCCGCCCGGGCUCCUCGCCAGACUAUCGCGAGCGGCUCCGCCGAACGACGCGGCUCCGACGACCGACCGCCCUCACGCACGGACCGAGCCAGUCUGGAGGUGGAGGAAAGACCUGUGGGAGAUACUGCGCAAGAUGGCCGGUUUGGAGAAGCUGAGACGGCCGAAACCGAGCACGGCGGCGUUUGGUAACUGGGGCGUCGCGGAGGCGUUUCGUCGGGUCUCCGCCGCGGCGCAGCCGGCGGACCUAACGGCGCCGCCCGCGCCCCGCGUGUCGUGUCGCGUCGUCGUCGGCGCGAAGACGAGGCUACGGAAGGACCUGCCCGUGCCGCUUACGAGUAACGCUUCGGAGGAGGCGAUCGAUCGCGAGUGGCGCCGACUGUGCGCGCUCUUUGCGCAGGACGGCUGCGCGCUGAUUUUCCACCUCAAGAACCACUACGCGCUGGUGCACGCGCUGCGGGAGCGGACGGAUCGCGACGGGCGACGGACGCGGGAGAUGCUCACCGCGCGACGGGGGCAGCGGCCGAACGCGUGGAUACCCUGGGAGGAGGCGCGAUCGACGAUGCUGAGGUGGUCGGGAUACGCCAUCAUGCAGGCGACCAGGCACGCCGAAUGA
Messenger RNA from Micromonas commoda, 1779 nucleotides. RefSeq lists its product with no specific name. NCBI's taxonomy places the organism in Eukaryota, Viridiplantae, Chlorophyta, Mamiellophyceae, Mamiellales, Mamiellaceae. The coding region runs from base 1 to 1779 and encodes 592 amino acids. The record is from RefSeq and is a predicted model, not a curated record. The transcript is spliced from 2 exons.